Salvia hispanica is the source of this 815-nucleotide messenger RNA. The record is from RefSeq and is a predicted model, not a curated record. Lineage: Eukaryota; Viridiplantae; Streptophyta; Magnoliopsida; Lamiales; Lamiaceae.
UCCAAAUUCCAAUAUUCCAGCAUAAAUACUCCUUCCCCUUGAUAGUUUCAAUUCGAUUAAUUUUUCUCUCUCUCUUCAACUUCUAAUUUCCUGUCGCAAGCUCUGUUCUAUUCGCAGCAGAAAUCCAAAAUUUUCAGGAAGAGAGAAAGAGAGCAUGGGAGCUAACUACCUCAAGGAAGCCAUGAGCGAUGGCCUCGCGAUUUCUUCCAGAGACGAGAGAAGGUUCCUGAAGCACGUCCACGAUAACGUUCACGGCAACAUCUAUCUCGAUCCUCUCUCUUUGAAGUUUAUUGACACAGAACAAUUUCAGAGACUUCGUGAUCUGAAGCAGCUAGGAGUGUCAUACAUGGUCUAUCCUGGGGCUGUACAUUCUCGCUUUGAGCAUUCACUUGGGGUAUAUUGGCUGGCUAGUGAAGCUAUCAACAGAUUGAAGACUCAUCAAGGCUUGGAGCUUGACAUUGAUAAUUUUGACAAACAGACUGUCAAGAUUGCUGGUCUACUACAUGAUCUUGGUCAUGGACCAUUCAGCCACAUGUUUGAGCGUGAAUUUAUUCCAAGGGUUCUCCAUGGCCUGAAAUGUUCUUUAUUACCUGAAACCUUUUGGACCCUGUUGGAAGCUGUUCUCAACUGCUUAACUGCUAAUCAAGUUAAAUUAGGAAUGAUGUCUGCAGGUCUCAUGAAGAAAUGUCUCUGAAGAUGAUAGACUAUAUUGUAGACGAGCAUAACAUCGACAUUGAUUCUGACUUUCUUAAGAGAGUGAAGGUUUGAUUUGCUAAAUAUUAAUCUUGCAAUCUUACUGUUUGUGUUUUAGUAGG